Molecule: messenger RNA, 8103 nt
Organism: Rhineura floridana
Lineage: Eukaryota; Metazoa; Chordata; Lepidosauria; Squamata; Rhineuridae
Gene: YEATS2
Product: YEATS domain containing 2
Exons: 33
Coding region: 390-4559 (1389 amino acids)
Biological process (GO): chromatin remodeling; regulation of transcription by RNA polymerase II
Cellular component (GO): NuA4 histone acetyltransferase complex
Molecular function (GO): histone binding
Source: RefSeq, a predicted model, not a curated record
CCCUCUCCUGAAAUCGGCUUCUCCCAUUACCCGCCCCUUCUCUGUUCUCCGCCUGCGCAGCCUCGCCCCUCCGUCGCGGUGACGGGCAGGCGAUAGAGGACGGAGUUGAUGGCGGCUGCGCGGUACAGGCGCUGGCCUCGGUAGGCGCAGGGUUGGGUUGAUGCAAAAGAGACCGCCGGCGGCCCUUUGGGGUGUCUUUAAGAAGCUGGUCAUUCAAGCUUGUUCCGAAGAUCCUCACCAAAUUGGCUCCUAAUGGCGCAAAGAUGACUUUCAAUGUGCAAGGGGCAACUGUGAAGGCAGAGGAAACUGAACAACCUUCAACUGAGGUGCAGUGACAUUUGAGGGAAAUUAGAUUCUGCCUCUGACACAUCUGAGUGAAGAGACCAAACAUGUCAGGAAUCAAGAGAACUAUAAAGGAGAUGGACCCAGACUAUGAGGAGAUCUCACUUGCACCUACAAAUAAACGUCACAAAGCAGUUGAACAGUCAGCCCGAGAUGCUGCAGUACAGAAGAUUGAGGCAAUUAUUAAAGAACAAUUUUCUGUAGAAAUGAAGAAUAAAGAACAUGAGAUUGAAGUCAUAGAUCAGCGCUUGAUUGAGGCAAGAAGAAUGAUGGAUAAACUACGUGCCUGCAUUGUUGCAAACUACUAUGCUUCUGCUGGUCUUCUUAAAGUUGGAGAGGGCACCAAGGCCUGUGAUCCUAUGGUUUUUAAUCAUCCAUCCAUCAAGAAAUUUUUGGAAUCUCCCUCCAGAUCAUCAUCUCCUGCUAAUCAGGGGUCAGAAACUCUGUCAGUUAACCAUUCAGAGAGUGAAUCAUCCCAGCACAUGGAUUGUUCAAUUGGAAAGGACAAUGGCAACCUGGAUGUGGGAGAAAGAUUAUCAAACAAGCUCGAUCAGAGACUGAGCAAGAAUUCUGGACAGGGCACUUCAGGCGUUGCAAGAGGUGACAAGGUGGGGCUAAGAAAUGCUGGUCUCUCAAAUGAUGAACAUUCACGGCUCUAUGUGAAGAAGACCAUAGUGGUUGGCAAUGUAUCCAAAUACAUCCCUCCUGACAAAAGAGAAGAGAAUGACCAGUCCACUCAUAAAUGGAUGGUGUAUGUACGAGGAUCCCGAAGAGAACCCAGCAUUGAUCAUUUUGUUAAGAAAGUCUGGUUCUUCCUUCAUCCCAGCUACAAACCUAAUGAUCUGGUCGAAGUCAGAGAGCCUCCUUUCCACUUGACCAGACGGGGCUGGGGAGAGUUUCCUGUAAGGGUUCAGAUUCACUUUAAAGACAGCCGAAACAAAAGAAUUGAUAUCAUACACCAUCUGAAGUUGGAUAGAACAUACACUGGUCUACAGACGCUAGGUGCUGAAACGGUGGUGGACGUUGAAUUGCAUCGGCAUUCAUUUAGAGAAGAAUAUUUCUUCUCUCAGUCUUCAGAUUCUGAUCUUUCUGAUGCCCCCACCUCAUUGCAUUUGCCAUUAAAUAUGCCAGCACCUGUGAAAGCAUCUUCACCAAUAAAGCAAAUGCAUGAAGCCAUUACACAUGCUUCUGUUGAAAAAGGGUUCAGAAGUGAAGCUGAAAGGCAUACAACGUUUUAUUCCUUGCCGUCGUCUUUAGAACGGACUCCCACAAAACUGACUUCCCAGAAAGUUGCUUUUGGUUCUCAUGGCAACUCAGCUUUUCAGCCAAUUGCAGCUAGUUGCAAAAUAGUGCCUCAGAGUCAAAUCCCAAGCCCUGCCGAAUCUCCGGGCAAGUCUUUCCAGCCCAUCACCAUGAGCUGCAAGAUUGUGUCAGGUUCUCCAAUAUCAACCCCAAGUCCAUCUCCACUACCUCGUACCCCAACUUCCACUCCUGUGCAUAUGAAGCAAGGGACCCCCACUCCUAUAGUCAAUAACCCUUAUGUUAUUGUGGACAAGCCUGUUCAUCCAGUUGGAGCAGUGGCCACAAGCACAAGUAGCCCUGCAAGUAAGGUUACAAGUGUUUCUCAAGCCUCUCAUGGAACGGGGUCUCCAGUCUCAAAGAUCCAUGGGAGCAGUUUUGUGACCUCUGCUGUCAAGCAGGAAGACUCGCUCUUUGCAACCAUGCCACCUCUUUGUCCAAUUGGAAGUCACUCCAAGAUACAAAGCCCUAAAUCUAUGACAGGAGGAUUUGGGACAUUUACAAAGGUGAUAAUCAAGCAAGAGCCCGGGGAACUGCCCCAACAGUCUGCAGCACCAGCAACCGGGACAACCUCUCAAACUCCGGUGCAGCAAUAUGUUACUGUAAAAGGGAGCCACAUGAUUGCUUUGUCACCCCAGAAGCAGAUUGUGAGCACUGGAGAAGGAGCCACGUCAUCUAAGGUCAUUGGUGUUCCAGUAGGGUCUGCUUUACCCAAGCAAGCUGUGGCCAUCGGUGGUGGGCAGAUACUAGUAGCAAAAUCCACCCCUUCAGUAGCAAAGGCCAUUGGUGGGAAACAGGUCGUAACCCAAGGAGUUGCAAAGGCAAUUGUGAGUGGCGGCGGAGGGACCAUCGUUGCUCAACCUGUGCAAACUUUAACGAAAGCUCAGGUGCCCUCAACAGGAGCUUCCAAAAGUGGGUCCCAAGGGUCAGUGAUGGCAACACUGCAAUUACCAGCCACAAACUUGGCCAACUUGGCAAAUCUACCCCCUGGUACUAAACUGUACCUUACCACAAACAGCAAGAACCCUUCUGGGAAAGGAAAACUGCUGCUUAUACCUCAAGGAGCCAUUCUGCGAGCCACAAAUAAUGCCAAUCUGCAGUCAAGCUCUACAGCAAGUGGAAGUGGAGGAGCCCAAAGCACAAGCACUGGCUUGUCUCAGCAUCUUACCUACACUUCCUACAUCCUCAAACAAACACCACAGGGCACCUUUUUAGUUGGCCAACCAUCUCACCAAAGUUCUGCAAAACAAGCAACUUCUGGAACAGUUGUCCAAGGUAAUGCAAGUGCUGGGACAUCAUCUGCACAAGGACAUCAGGCAUUGAAAGUAAUCACUGGACACAAAACUGCGGCUGUAUUUGCACAGGCAGCUUCCAGUGGACAAGCUUCACUGAUGAAAAUAUCUGAUAAUACACUGAAAUCCUUACCAGCGUCAUCACAGCUCUCAAAACCCGGCACCACUGUGCUAAGAGUAUCCGGUGGUGUGAUCACUGCAGCAGCAACAUCGGCUGUGACGCUGCCAUCAAAUGGACUUGCACAGCAAGCAGACGGUGCAAGUUCUAGCUCAUCCCCAGCUGCAGGCCCUGUAGUGAAGGCCCCUGGACAGCAGCAUCAACUUCCCGUCAGCCAUGGGCAGCAGACAUCAGCUGUGCCUAAUAAAACAAAUGCAUCUGCAGUUGUAAGCAUUGCUUCUUGGGUGACUGCCCCAGCCCCAACAUCUGGCAAAACUGCAGUAUCAGGGUUGUUAAAGAUCCACUCCAGUCAAAAUAAUCCACAGCAGGCUAUUUUGACAGUGCCCAGCCAACUCAAGCAACUGGGUAUGAGUGCUGCUUCUGGAGGAGUCCAGACUAUAUUGAUGCCUAUGAACAAAGUGAUUCAGUCACUUUCUUCCAGCAAAGUAUCUGCAGUUACACCAGUAACUUCAACUAAUGCAGUUGUUCCAAGCUCUUCUGCAGUGCCUCCUACAAAAGUUAAGCUGGAGCAUGAUUCAGCAGGACAGAGCUGCAGUUCACUGGUCUCCCAAGAUGGUCAGGUGACAGUAAAAGCAGAGGAGAGCUCUGAACUUGGAAAUUAUGUCAUUGGGACAGAAUAUUUAGACAACCUCCAUCAACUUUUGACAGCCAUAGUGAAGAAAGUUCCGUUAAUUGCAGAGAGAACUGAAGAUGCUAAUUCUUUCUGUGCCGGUUCUGUGGAACGGUAUUAUAGCUGGAAUAUUGGAAAACGGAGAGCCACAGAGUGGCAACGAGCACUGACAAUAAGGAAAAUCCUCCAAGAAAUCUUAGAGAAACAUCCUAAAUUCCACAGCAUUGUCCCUUUGAAAACAAAGCAGGUUGUACAUUGGUGUCGCUCCCGUGGCUAUACACCACCUGACCCAGAAACUCUGAGGAAUGAAGAUUCCAUAGAGGAUGUGCUGACACAAAUAGACAGUGAGCCAGAAUGCUCAUCGUCUUACACCACUGGGGAAGAGUUAUGUCGAAAGCUUGAAGAGUUGGACCGGUUCCUCAAGCAAGAGCCCGACAAUGAUGAGGAAGUAGACAUUCUCAACAUUGGUGAGCCUCUGAAAAUAAACAUUAAAAAGGAACCAGAAGAGAAGCAAGAAGAAGCAAAAUUCUACUUGGCACCCCAGCCUUCAUCAGAAUUUGUGCGCGAGACAGUACAGCAGAUAGGAAUUUCCUUUCAGCCUGUAGAGCUGCACAAGAAUAUCUAUGCAUCAGUAAUAGAAGAUAUGAUUUUAAAGGCCACAGAACAACUGGCAAGUGAUAUACUAAGAGAAGCAUUGGCAGUUGGCUGCCAAGCAGCACCUCGCAACAGGAUUCCAAGAGAGAUCACAGUAAUGAACAUUCACCAAGCCAUAUGUAACAUUCCCUUUCUGGACUUCCUUACAAAUAAGCAUAUGGGAAUAUUGAGUGAUGAACAGUGAACUCUGUUGGAAAGCAACAUGAAUGCCAGACCUUGGCACAAUUCCAUUGUGUUCAAAUAUAUAUUUUUAGUGUUUGGGCUUCUUUGUAUACUACAAAUUAAUGUUUCAAAUUAAAAAAAAAUUGAGAAGCUUCAAAACAAUUACUGUUUUUUCAGGAAAGCAUACUUUAUUUUUUAAAUUGGUUCCAAAUUCAGCUGCCUGAUUUCAUUGGCAGUUGCUCCUAGGUCACCUUGCUUUGGAAGUUAUGAUAGUACAUUAAAGCAUAUCUGAGACACGCUUUCACAUCAAAGUGAUUAAUUGCACAGGCCUCAGUACGUAUAACCAAAAAAUAAAUGCAAGCUUCCCUAACUCUCCUCAGAGACUAGCUGCUUCUGACAUUGAGAUGAAAUGCAUAGUCAUAAGCAAUGUGCUGGUUCAGAUGUAAUGCUAAACCAUAGUUUAGCCUUCCUCCCCCCCAAAAAAACAGCACCUUGCACUCCCCUCUUCUCUUCCAGCAUGCCCAAGAUGAAGAGUUUAGAAGCUUUUGCUUCCAUUUUAGAUUAACCACAGGGUACUAUGUUACCCAAACCCAGACAAACUGUGGCUAAUCUUAACUAUGGUUAAUGGAAACAAUCCAAAUUCAAACUAUAGUUCAUGAAGCUGGCUUGUUUUCACUAACCAUAUUUAACCAGGGCUGGCACCAGAGGGCAGCCAGGGUGAUCCCUGGCCAAGGGCCCCUGCGGACCCCUGAAGGGCUUCUUUAAGGUGGGAGGGUGACGUUCCCAUUCCGUGAUCCACAGCAGCAUCAGGUCCUGCAACCCAAACCUGCUGUGGAUCACGGAGAAGGAGGUUCCAGGCAUCCCCCAAAUACAGACAGCACGGGCUUCAAUAAGCCCACGUGCAUGCCCCAUCUACCUCUCCCAUCAGUGUGAAUGCCAAUGUGUACAUGCCUACCGUCACCCAGGAUGGUGGUGGGGGCUUCCCUAAGGGACUGAUGCCCCCGCCGCCAUCUUGGGUGAUGGCAGGCAUGCGUGCUAUGCAUGCAUGUCAUUCAUGACACUAGAGGUAGGUGGGGCAUGUGGGCGGACUUAUUAGCCCUGGGUAUGGGGAGGUUAUUGGGCUAUGGCAUCAUGGGCCUGGGGCAGGCUGGUGCCUGCUCAGUAUUUAACAAUAGCCUUUGUUUAGGGUUUGGUUAAACUGUGGUUAAUCUAAAAUGGAAGGAUAAGCUUCUGUUGUCUUUGUGGCUGCACCAAAGGAGGGGAAGCAUGCAAGCCUCAUGGGAGACACAUUCUUAGAACAUUAUACCAUGAUUUAGCAUUGCAUACAGAUAGAGCCAGUGAGCGACUUAAGACAGGUAUAAAGAGAGGCAGCAAACAAUCCAGUUAUGGUGCAAGAUGACAAACCAAACAUAGUAAAUGGAAGUCUGGAAUAGGUUGGAAGCUUGUCCAAGUUGACAAUCAGAAAUUAGUCAUAAGGAAGUUGUUGCAUCCCCUCAUAUCACUUGCCUAGUCAUGCUGCAAGAAAUAAUGUUCUGCUCCUCCCCCCCCAUGGGCCACCACAGGAUCUUUUAACUGACAAGCAAAAAUACCAAGUAAAGUUAGAGCAUAGUGAACUUUCUCUUAUUUUAUUUUUUGCUCAAUUUGUUCAAAUUUUAUUUGGUUUUAAAAUCUUAAAUUAUGAACAGCCAUCACAAAUUUUCAUUUGAAUUCCUAUUAAUAAUAGGAAUUGUUUAGCCCAGAUUAAAGUAGGAAAUUGAAAUAUAAUACUUUUGCUGGGAGAAUAUUUUAUUCAUUAUUUGUCAGUUUUCAUAUGUGUGGCUCCCAGUAUAUUUAGGGAAUUAGGAAGAACUGUUUUAAAAAUAAUUUUUUUAAAAAAAUCAGUCCAUUUGGUGACCCAGAUACUGUCUACGUAAGCUCCAUCCUCUUGUGAUUUUCCCUGAAAACUGGUGCUAUGCCAUGCUCAAAAUUUCCCCUGCAUUUUGUCUAGCAUUCUCAGUGACCAAAUUAUCAAAGGGGAGAGACAUUUUAGUUAAAUUCUGCUGGGGAUGCGUGUGUGCAGAGUUUUUGUUUUGAUUAGCUUGCUUUGAAGUGGCUUGGAGUGUUUCAUUCUACAAGUCAUCACUCUAAUGUUGCAUUCUGCAGCCUUCCUGGGUUCCUGCACUUCCUGAAAACCACAUAAUAUCCUCAACUGGGCUUUUGUAUAAGGGAGGAGUGGGGAACCUGCAGCCUCAAGGCAAUUAUGGCCACCCAGGGGGUCCAAUUUGGCUCACAAGGCCAUUUUCCCAAACCACUCUCAUCUACCCCCAUCUGCUAACAUCACUAGGAAAGGGUUUAAUCCUGCAUUGGCUGGGUGAUCCUGUUCCCAGUACAGAACAAGACCUUGUAACCAAGGCAGCAGGAUUUCAUCCCUGUUCAUCAGCUGAGCAGGAACUAAAGCCCUGUGCAAAAGCACCCUUUGAAGCAGCUUGCAUACACGACCCACCUCAAACAGGCUUUUGCAAAGGCUUUAAGACAGCUCUUGCAUUCCUGUUUGCUCAAAUGAGAGAGUGGGGGCUACCUUAAAGCCUUUUGCAAGUUCCCCCCUUUGAGUUCCAAAUCAUGGAGACUUAAAAGGGAACUUCAAGGGGCUUUGACAGGUAAGCGACUCUACCCACCUGUCAAAUGUGGCCCAUGAAGCAGAUAAAGAUCUGGCCUGUGGAACCAAAAAGGUUCCUCACCCCUGCUAUAAGGGCAGAAGGCAAGGAUGCUGCCUACCAUGUUGCCUGAACACUUCAAUUUUUUUAAAAUAAAAAAUGUCUUGUUUUUUGUGAAAUCAGUGCAGCAAGCUUUUAAAAAUAAAAAAGGUAAAAUGAAGGGGGCUUCUCUUGAAAAUAAAAUCAGUGUGCGCACUGAUUUCAGAUGCUCAGUAGCUACACACACAUCCCUGCAUCCCACAGUUUAAUUAAAACUCAGGAAGACAUUGUGAGAUAACUCCUCCCAUGGGGCUGUUUUGAGAUCUGGAAGUGCCGGCAGUUGGGGAAGCUGCAGAGCUUUGGAGAAAUGCUUAAUGGGAAGAAAAAAUACGCACACCAACCCCAGACACUUUGAAUGAUAAAAUAUGCUAACAAAAAAACACAGCAAAAAUAUUAAGAAAUUCUAAAGCGCCUUGAAAAAGAGGCAGAUGAAGAAAACUUGAGAAAUAGGACAGGUUUUGGCACAGUACUACUGAAAACAAUCUACCAAAGAGAGGCUGUUAUCUGGAGGUAGCAAAGGAGCCAUUUCUCCAUUGGAAUUUAGCAUGCUUCAAGUUUGACUUUUUUUUAACUUGGGCAAACUUUUCUUUCAUUGGGAUAUUAAAACGUUGCCCAGCAGUUACUCUAGACUGGUUUCUCUAACAAGUCUUUUCAGUGAAGCUGAAGUAAUAAGCUGCUUACACGUACACAGAUGGCUUUUGCUGAACCAAAGUAAACCAAAUGAGUUGAAGGCUACUAUUGUCCAUGCUGAUCCUUGGCUUACAUUCUUUGCAUUGCCUGUAUUAUAAUGUACAAUUUUGUAAUAUACAUUUACAAUAAAUUUUCUUUAUUAAA